AUGGCCAGUAGCUUGAAAGGCCAAUCUAUCAGACUUGAAGGCAUUUACGUGUCUAUCGCUACGGGCUGGAGACGCAGGAAAUCAGCCCUCGGAGUCCCAUCAUCCGAUAAAUCAGUAGCGUGGGGCAAAACCGUGACCCUAUCACCGGAUGCGUCACCCAAAUUAUUGGUGGAGAUCAGGGCAUCCUUUGAGCUCGGUCGAAUGCUUGGAAAUGGAGAGAAGUCAUCAGAAAACUCGAAACGUCGUGGGAUGAGCUGCUCCAUCAUAGAAAUGAGCCUUUCAGUGAAUCUAUCCUUUCCAGCUGUUUUCGGUGUCCACCCUUCCCUCACGCUGAAAGCCGCUGUCAUACACCCUCGCAAAAAUAAGGAUGGCACAGUGUUUGACUUCAUUGUUGACUACAGGAUUACUCGACACACAGACGCGGGCCACACAACAUUUGCCGCAUACAUAAAAAGCAAGAGGGUCUUUGACCUGAAUGAUGCUGUACAGCAUUUCCAGCUGGUUCUAGAGCAGUGCCCGGUCGGCCACCCUGACUGCGCAACUGCACUGACCAACCUCGUGUGCGGCGCAUAUCUUCGGAGCAUCACGGUUGGGGGAAUUCGUGUGGAUUAUGUGAUCGGUGCAUGCAACAAACUUUUAAAGGACGCGUCCGAUGAAGGCAUCCACUUUCGACGAAUCGUACUCGAGCUCUGUCCUCUUGGCAAUCAACACCGUCCAAGAGCACUCGACAAGCUUUCGCAGUCACUCAGUAUACGCUUUCGACGAAGCGGCAGCAUUGAUGAUAUAGAUGAGAGCAUACAACUCGGUCGUGAAGUGGUUUCUCUGUGCCCUGGGGGAUAUUCUGAUCGUGGUAUCUACUUGAAUAACUUGGCUUUCUCACUCAGCUACUACCGCUUCAGCCACCAGGGCAAAUCCGAUGACCUCGAUGAGGCCAUCUCUCUGUAUGAAGAAGUGCUGUGUCUGCGCCCUGUUGGGCACAAAUCCCGUGAUACAUCACUGGACAACCUAGGAGGCACCCUCCUAGACCGUUUCAACCGACGCGGUGACAUCAAUGACAUCAGCAGAGCUAUCAGCCUCCGCCGCGAAGCACUAUUCGAGCAGCAUCGCAGUGGCACGAUCAUCCACCGCAAAGCUGCUACUGCCUUCCAUGAUGACAGAACACUCCCCGUAGAUGCAUCAUCAUGUGCCCUACGCCGUCAUAACCCACAAAAUGCUGUCGAACUUGUGGGGCAAGGCCGUGACCAGCAGUGGUCACUGACUGCUCGACUCAGGACUCCACUUGAAGAUCUCGAGUCCACGAAUCCAAACCUAGCGCACAAAUUCUCGCAGCUUAGCAAGCACCUGUCUGAUUAUCAAGGGCCCGCAGGUAGCGUGGACCGAGCUGUUGCCGAUCAGGCAGCCAUAAAAUAUAGGAGACUUACGACCGAUCGGAAUGCUGUGGUAGCGGAAAUUCGCAACCUUCAAGAUUUCUCGCGAUUCCUGCUUCCACCGUCGUACGAAGACUUGCAAGCGGCAUCGCGCCAUGGCCCAGUCAUCAUUCUCAUUGCGAGCCAGGGGGCCACACCAUGGUCUCUCACUCUCAACGAUCUCGAGAUGCUCAAAGACGACUUCACCAGGGAGAUACAGCACACGACUGGUAUGGGCCCAGAGGAGCCGAGGAAGCAGUUGCGAGUACUCUUGCGGAAAGUAUGGGAUGAGAUAAUGCUACCCAUUGUCAAUGUUCUCCAGCAUGAGCUGAAAUUGCAGCACCGGUCGCGCAUCUGGCUGUGUCCAAUGGCAGCCUUCACGUCCAUUCCUCUCCAUGCAGCCCACCUCUUUCGAAUGAAACCAGGUCGCUCUUGGUGGGAACAAUGCCUGGAGGAUAUCUACAUCUGCUCCUACACUCCGACCCUUUCAGCUCUGGUCAGAUAUCGACAGGCAGUGAAGACACAUGUUACUUCGCCCUUCAUGGCUAUCGGACAAGGUCAACCGGGCGCAGGGCAAGGCAUGGAACCUGCUCAAAUCUCCCAUGCGCUACUGCUUCUGUAUCCAGAAGGCACCUAUCUUCGGAGCAUCGCGGAAGUGAAAAAUGGCGUGGAUUAUGUUAUUGGCGAGAGCAUGGAACUUCGUCGUGAAGCUGUUUCUCUGUGCCCUGAGGGACAUUCUGAACGUGGUACCUACUUGAAUAACUUGGCUUUCUCACUCAGCAACUAUCGCUUUCAUCACCCGGGAAAAUCUGAUGACCUUGACGAGGCCAUCUCUCUACGCGAAGAGGCGAUGUUCCUGUGCCUUGUCGGGCACAAGUCCUGUGAUUCAUCUUUGGACGACCUAGGGGGUGCCCUCCUCGACCGUUUCAGCCAACGUGGUAACAUAGAUGACAUUGACAGAGCUAUCAGCCUCUAUUGCGAGGCACUGACAUUGCGCCCACCUGGGCAUCAAAAUUAUGACACCGCACUCAACAACCUUGCCACUGCACUCAUAACCAGAUAUGAUAAAUUGUACACCAGCAAGGAUUUUAACGAGGCCAUCUAG
Suillus paluster is the source of this 2511-nucleotide messenger RNA. RefSeq lists its product as uncharacterized. The coding region runs from base 1 to 2511 and encodes 836 amino acids. Gene Ontology annotation, molecular function: protein binding. The record is from RefSeq and is a predicted model, not a curated record. NCBI's taxonomy places the organism in Eukaryota, Fungi, Basidiomycota, Agaricomycetes, Boletales, Suillaceae. The transcript is spliced from 9 exons.